Messenger RNA from Schistosoma mattheei, 3198 nucleotides. NCBI's taxonomy places the organism in Eukaryota, Metazoa, Platyhelminthes, Trematoda, Strigeidida, Schistosomatidae. The record is from the annotation of a GenBank genome assembly.
AUGGUUUCCCACUGCAAUGUUCUCUUCAAAAAAGAGAUUCCCAGCGAGCAGUCACUGGCAAAUAUAGAUGAGUUGAUAGCUGAAGCGGAAGAAAAAAUUCGCGAACUAGACGAUGAAACUAGAGACCUACUACGUGGUCGCUGGCAAACAGAGGAUAAAGGACAAGAGAUUGUUCAGGAUGCAAAGGAUAUGAUAAAAGUACUAUUCUCUAGAAUACAGGAUGUUCAAGAUCGAGCUACUAGAUCAGAAGAAAUGGUACAAGACAUCACUCGGGAUAUACAGCAACUUGAUCAAGCCAAGCGUAACCUAACUGUUUCCAUAACUGCCCUCAAUAAUUUAAUUCUUAUCGUGAACACCAUUGAUCGUCUGAACGAAUUACUUGGAAUACAAAGUUCAGUGAAUGAUCCAAUGUUUUUUGCGAAGAGCAAUGACACAAAUGCCAGUGCUCAGAAUCCAUUUUUAGAAGUUGACUCUGAAUCCUGGAUGAAUGAAAACCAUCCACCUGAAAAAACAAAGUUUCAAAGAUUUGUACCGUCCUUUUUGGCCGAAAUAUCAAAUUUAUUAGCUCAAGUUCAACGCUUAUUACAACCUAUGCUGUUAGCCUAUGGUUCAGUGUCAUCUGUUGCUGGAUUAUCUCGAGAAUUGGAUUCCAUUCAUUCAGUCCUUGCAGAUCGUUUGACUAAGGAACUCAAACUGUUACUAGCAGCUACUCGAACAGUUACAGAUAACAAGGAACUGAUUUUAUCAGCCUGUGAACUAGUUGACUUACUCCCUAAGAGUUUUCAUCUCGAUUCGGAUAUUGUAAAUUGGUUUAUCUCUCAUCAUCUAACUGAGUAUAAGGAGCUAUUCGAUCCAACACAGACUACUGCUUGGUUGGAUAAAAUCGAUCAGCGAUACAACUGGUUAAGAAUUAAUUUGGUCCCCUUAGAACGUUUAUUUAUUUCAGUGUUUCCUCCCUCUUGGCUGGUGACUGAAAGAUUUGUUUUGGAGUUUUGUCAUAUUACACGUGGUGGCUUAGAAACUGUUAUGAAACGACGUCAGUCGGAACUUACCCAUAAUCUAAUUGUUUUCGCAUUGCAACGCACCUUAUCCUUCGAGGCCAGUUUGAAUAAAGCAUAUACGUCUGAAGCGCUAGAAGAAUUACAAUCUAUGAUAGUUAGCGGUAAGAGUAUGGAGCGUUCAUCUAAUCCAUUUGAUGAUAAUGAGGAUGAGGAAGAUGGUUUAGAUGAUGCACAAUCUAAAAAUCCUGCAGAGGCUAAGGAUGAUUCAUCAACAAAUGAUUCUAAACACAAUUGGAAAAAGCAGAUUUUUGAUGGAAUUAUAUCUGGCUGUUUCGACCAAUUCUUUGACCUCUAUUUGGUUCAUUUGGAUAAAGGUCUGAGAGAACAAAUGACAAAUCGUUUGAUUGGUGAUUUCACUGUUAAUAAAUCAAGUUUUGAAAACAGGGAUCUUGGAGAUGUAUUCAGAGAUGACAAUCCAUUUGACACUGUACAAAUCAAACCAAAUCCGAAUGACCCUGGCGAGAAUACUCUAUAUUCUGCUACAGAUUUAUUCUUGUUCUAUAAACAAAUCUUGAAACAAACUCUCCAGUUGAAUCGGGGUCAUGGUUUGUUAGGACUUGUUCGUCUUUUAAGGCAGUAUUUGUCUGAAUACACGGUUCGUGUGCUCUUGGCUCAAAUUCCAGGCUUAGCGAUUACCAAUACUAGUGGAACUAACGUUGGUUUAUCUGCACCGGAUGUUGCAGCGAAAAUGGCGGCAUUCGGUUUAAGCAGUCUCUCAGCUCUUGGACUUGGUCGUGGUCAAACGGGACUCGGUGCAGCUCUAGAAAAUAUUAGGACACAAACAAAAUACAGUUCUGCGCAAUCUGAUCUGAUAAGUUCAUCAAGCAACCAGGUGAUUAGCAAUUUACUUCGUGAUGAUGUACAAGGAGUUCGACUGAGUAAGGAUGAUGUCUACAAGGUGUGUGUCAUACUUGUUACAGCAGCAUUUUGUCUGAAGACUGUUGAAGAUUUAGAGAAGCGUCUAAAACAUGAAAUCAGACCACCUAGCUGGGGUUCAAAAAUAUCAUUUGCUUCUGAACUUGAUGGUUUAGCAACUUGUAGAUCUGUUUGUGUCCACCGCCUGGUUGCCGACUUGGAAGCUGGUGUUGAACCUCAGCUAGUCGCUAUGGCACGUUUACCUUGGAAUAAUCUUGUACAAGUUGGGGACCAAAGCGCGUAUGUUACAGCCAUUGUAAAUCAUCUUCGCACUCAAAUCCCACUGAUACGAGAAACAUUGUACACCGUCAGGCCAGCUUUUACUCAAAUAUGUAUAAAGUUUGCUGAUGCAUUAAUUGCGAGAUUCGUUAAUGCCUUAUAUCGUUGCAAACCGGUCAAUACUUUUGGAGCUGAACAGCUUUUAUUGGAUACUCAAUCGUUAAAGGCUUCUCUUCUUCAAAUGCCUCUUCUUGGAGCUAAGUUUACUCAGACACCUCCACGAAGCUUUACAAAUCUAGUUCAUGAAGGUAUGGGGAAGGCGGAACGUAUAAUCAAAGCAGUUAUGUUACCAGUUGGUGUCGCUACGCCAGGAAAGCAAGAGUCAACAACUCCUCCAAGUGGAUUUGUAAUGGGUCCAGUUGAUACAAAUGCAGCUAAUGUAUUUUUAGCUAGUUACGAACAAUUAUUACCUGAUCUAACUCAAACUGAUCUACAAAAUGUUUUGGAUAUGAAAGGUGUGAAAUUCAGUGAACAACAGUUGAUUUUAGAAAUAUUUCGUAGUAGAAAUGAAUUUAAGUCAGCGAUGAAAGAAAAAACACCUGAAGUAACGUUAUUUUGUUCUGUUGCAGAUACUGCUAUCACUGCUAGCACUUUUGUUAGUACUGCGAUUACUAACGUAGCUUUGACAGGGAUAACGACAGUUACCGCGACCACCACUGCUCUUACAAGUUCCUUUGUAGCUACACUGAACUCUCCAAAUAAUCAGCACCAAAAAUCGAAGCAGUCUGUGUCGACCUCAAUGAAUCCAUUCGAUUCAUCUUCACCAGUAGAAGAGCGGGAGCAAAUAACAGAUAGGAAAGGAAAAAUAGAAAAGUUAUUGAAUAAAAGACGAUAAGACUAUUACCGAAUUGUAAUUUUUGAAUGUUAAUUUUAAUGAAUAAUUAGUAUCUUCAUUGUUGCUUUAACUUCGUUUAUUUUUUUCUCAACUCGGUCGAGUUUAUUC